Messenger RNA from Aureobasidium pullulans EXF-150, 3216 nucleotides. RefSeq lists its product as uncharacterized. NCBI's taxonomy places the organism in Eukaryota, Fungi, Ascomycota, Dothideomycetes, Dothideales, Saccotheciaceae. Gene Ontology annotation, cellular component: eukaryotic translation initiation factor 3 complex, eIF3e; multi-eIF complex; eukaryotic translation initiation factor 3 complex, eIF3m. Bases 1 to 3216 code for a protein of 1071 amino acids. The transcript has 4 exons. The record is from RefSeq and is a predicted model, not a curated record. Gene Ontology annotation, molecular function: mRNA binding; translation initiation factor activity. Gene Ontology annotation, biological process: formation of cytoplasmic translation initiation complex; translation reinitiation.
AUGCCUCCUCCACCGCAUACCAAGCCCGAGAACGUGCUCAAGAGAGCGCAGGAGCUCAUCGCAGUCAACCAGAAGCAGUCGGCUCUGACUAUCCUCCACGAGCAUGUCACCUCCAAGCGCACCCGCAACAGCACCAUCGCCUCUCUGGAACCCGUUGUGCUCCUGUUUGUCGAACUUUGUGUUGAGUUGAGAAAGGGCAAGGCUGCCAAGGAUGGUCUUUACAACUACAAGAACACCUCGCAAAACACCAAUGUCGCCACUAUUGAGCUCGUCUUCAAGCGCUUCAUCGAACUCGCCGAGUCGAAGGUCUCCGAGGCCCAGGCAAAGGCUGAUGAGGUCUCUUCCGCAGCAGAGACAUCCGCCGACCUGGCCAAUGUUGGUGAUCUCGAGGCCAGCGAGACACCUGAGUCCAUCCUCCUGUCGACCGUUUCUGGAGAGCAAGCCCGCGACAGAACCGACCGCGCCAUCGUUACUCCCUGGCUCAAGUUCUUGUGGGAGACCUACCGCACCGUUUUGGACAUCUUCAAGAACAACGCCAGACUCGAGGUUAUGUACCAGACUGUCACCCUCCAGGCCUUCCAGUUCUGUCUCCGCUACGCCCGCAAGACCGAGUUCCGCAGACUGUGUGAGCUGCUACGCAACCAUCUCCAGAAUGCCGCCAAGUACUCGUCCCAGAUGCACGCCAUCAACCUCAGUGACCCCGACACUCUCCAGCGCCAUCUCGACACUCGCUUCCAGCAGCUGAACGUUGCCGUCGAGCUCGAACUCUGGCAGGAGGCCUUCAAGUCCGUCGAGGACACCCACACUCUUCUCUCCUUGAGCAAGCGUCCCGCCAAGAACGUCAUGAUGGCCAACUACUUCGAGAAGCUCGCCCGUAUUUUCCUCGUCAGCGAGAACUACUUGUUCCACGCCGCUGCCUGGAGCCGUUACUGCAACCUUCUACGCCAGUCGGCUGCUAUCAUGAACGCUGGCCAGGGCCAGAAGAAGGACAACCCCUCCAACAUCGGUGAUGCCGACCUUACCAAGGCCGCCUCCUUUGUCGUUCUGUCCGCUCUCGCUAUCCCUGUCAUUAGCACUUCCCGCUCGCGUGGCGCUCUCGUCGAUGUCGACGAGGCCAAGAAGAACAAGAACACCCGUCUUACUAACCUUCUCGGCAUGUCCGCACCCCCUACUCGUGACAUUCUGUUCAAGGACGCCAUCAACAAGGGUCUCCUCAAGCGUGCCAGACCCGAGAUUCGUGAGCUGUACAACAUCCUCGAGGUUGACUUCCACCCUCUUUCCAUCUGCAAGAGAAUCUCCCCCAUUCUCACCCAGAUUGCUGCCGACCCUGAGAUGAAGAAGUACGUCCUGCCUCUCCAGCAGGUUAUCCUUACUCGCCUCUUCCAGCAGUUGUCUCAAGUUUACGAGACUGUCGAGCUCAAGUUCGUCCUUAACCUUGCCCAGUUCCCCGAGGAAUUCCAAAUGACCCCUGCCGCCAUUGAGAAGUUCAUUAUGAACGGUUGCAAGAAGGGUGACCUCGCCAUCCGUAUCGAUCACGCCACUGGUGUCUUGACUUUCGAUUCGGACGUCUUCUCGUCAGCUCGUGCUCUUCACCCUGGCAGCGGCUCUGGUGCCGCUGGCUCAGAGGUCGUCCAGCGCUUGCAGAGCACUCCCGCUGAGAUUGUUCGUUCUCAGCUCACCCGUCUGUCCAAGGCUCUCUACAUCACCUGCCAAUAUGUCGACCCUACCUUCAACGAGGAUCGCCAGAAGGCUAAGCAGGCUGCCCUCAAGCGUGCUGAGGCUGGCGCUGAGAAGGAGCACCUCGACACUAUUGCCCGCUCGGAGGUCAUCCAGAAGAUGAAGGAGUCCGCCGCCAACGCUUUGGCUGCCAAGGAGCGUGAGGAAGCACAGAAGAAGAGACUCCGUCAACAACAACUUCAGGAGGCUGAAGUCCAGCGUCUGGCUGACGAGCAACGCGAACGUGAGGCUCGUCGCAUCAGACAGGAACAGGAGAAGGUUCAGAGAGAGGAGAUGGAGCGUCAGCUUAAGGAGCUCAAGCAGGGUGUCAAGGGUGUUGAUAUUGAUAGCUUCGAUAUCAACGAGCUCGACACUGGCCGUAUCCGCCAGAUCAAGCUCCAGGCUCUCGAGAAGGAGAAGAACGAGAUGAGCGAGAAGCUCAGAUUCACCGCCAAGAGAAUCGACCAUCUUGAGCGUGCCUACAGAAAGGAGGAGCUCAAGCACCUGAGCGCUGACUACGACACCCAGCGUGAGCGCGAUUUGGCCGCCUAUGAGAAGACCAAGUCCGAGACUCUCAAGGAUGCCGAGGAGAAGCACAAGGAGGCCGUUGCCCUCAAGCACCGUCUCAGCCGUCUGGUGCCCGCCUAUGAGAAGUUCAAGCGCAAUGUCACCGAGCAGCGUCACGCCGAGUUUGAGAAGCGUCGCAAGGUCGCAGAGAAGGAGCUCAACCAGAAGAUGGAGCAACGCCGUCGCGAAGUCAAGGAGCGCAUGGCUCGUGAGAAGCAAGAGGCUGAGGAGGCUGAGGCCAGAGCCCGUGAGCAAGAGGAGAGAGAGGCAAGAGAGGCCGAAGAGAAGGAGCGUGCCGAUGCCGAGAAGAGAGAGAGAAUGGAGAAGGAGAAGGCAGAGAGAGUCAAGUCGAGAGAGGAAGCCGCUGCCGCUGCCGAAAAGCAACGCCAACGCGAAGAGGAAGCAGAGGCUCGUCGUGCCGAGCGCAAGCAAGCACCUGCCGCCGCCGCAGCACCUUCCCGCUGGGAGAGAUCCGGCGCACCUACACCCGCCGAGCCUGCCGCUUCUUCAGGCGAGAGACCUCGUCUCAACCUCGCCGGCUCCAAGCCCACAUGGCGCGAGCGCGAGGCCGCAAAGGCCGCUCAAGGCGGUGUAUCACCCGCUCCUGCCUCGCCCGCACCUCAAGCCGAAUCGGCCGCUGCACCUCCCGCCGCACCCCCAGCCGACGAGCGUGUCGCCACCGCAGAGGCAGCCCUUCCUAAGCGUUCGGGCUACGUUCCUCCUCACAUGCGUGGUGCCAGCGGUGCCGCUCCCUCCUCCGACUCUGCACCUCCCGCCGCCGCACCUCGCGAGCGCUGGGCCCCCAGAACCCCCCGCGGUGAUGGCGAGACCCCUCCUCCCGCUGCUGGCGGCAGAUACGAGCCUCCCUCUUCCCGCGGCGGUUCUUCCUCCGGCGGUGCCUACAGACGUGGUGGCUUCGGCAGCAGAAACUAG